AAACAAACCCUGAAUCGGUUCCUGUCCGGGCUGGAGAAAAAAUGGCGGCUACGGGAGCCGGGUCUCCCAGCCGGUUGGUCCAGUAUGUUGUCGUCCGGUCGGAUCUGGUUCACAAGCUGUCCUGGCCCCUGGGGGCCGUCAUAACUCAGGCCUGUCACGCUGCUACCGCCGCCAUCCACCUUCACUACGGGGACCCGGACACACAGCAGUACCUGGCCGAGCUGGACUCCAUGCACAAAGUGGUCCUGGGGGCUCCGGACGAGGCCGCCCUCUCUGGUCUGGCGGAGACUUUGACACAGGCUGGUGUGGCCCACAAGCUUUGGAUCGAACAACCAGAGAACAUCCCCACCUGCUUGGCUCUGAAGCCGUGUCCUAAAGAGACUGUGCAGCAACUGAUGCGCAAGUUCAAACUCUUCAAAUGACCGUGCUGGAAAACACCAUCCAGCUGUGCACUACGAUGCAUGUCAGUAUAUAAUUUUAUCUUCACAAGGCGAACACCUGAGAGUUGUGCUCUUCUUCUCAGUGCAUGCAAGCGCCUGCAAUGUCUGAGAUUAAAAUCGGUAAAUAUGAAA
Plectropomus leopardus (leopard coralgrouper) is the source of this 572-nucleotide messenger RNA. RefSeq names its product peptidyl-tRNA hydrolase domain containing 1 (gene ptrhd1). Lineage: Eukaryota; Metazoa; Chordata; Actinopteri; Perciformes; Serranidae. Gene Ontology annotation, molecular function: peptidyl-tRNA hydrolase activity. The record is from RefSeq and is a predicted model, not a curated record.